Messenger RNA from Patiria miniata (bat star), 2629 nucleotides. RefSeq names its product neutral cholesterol ester hydrolase 1-like. The transcript has 4 exons. Lineage: Eukaryota; Metazoa; Echinodermata; Asteroidea; Valvatida; Asterinidae. Gene Ontology annotation, cellular component: membrane. Gene Ontology annotation, molecular function: carboxylic ester hydrolase activity. The coding region runs from base 368 to 1600 and encodes 410 amino acids. The record is from RefSeq and is a predicted model, not a curated record.
ACGCCAUGGAAACAAGGUUGGCCGAUAUUGUGAUAGGUCUAUUGACAAUGUGCUGAGUCACAGGUGGCUUUGUAUAAACCUAAGGGUCCAAAAUUCACGAAAUUGUUCGCUGUUGAUUUAAGUAUUAACGUACGAUAGCUUGAGCUUUUGGGAUUUUUUUUUACAGGAUCAGACUGUGCAGUGGUGCUACGUGUGAAUGGUUUGACCUUAUUGUCAAACAAUAGGACGUGGUUGAGCAGUUUGUGGUAUACAUGUAGGCCCCUAUAGAAGAAAACUUAGAUACGGAAUUAGUUUUGAUCCAGCCAGAGCGAUCAAGUAUUCAAUUUGAAGUUUGAAUCGUUCGUUUUGAAAGUUGAUUCGUACAAUCAUGGCGAGAAGGAGGCGAAGUCCGUGGCUUGGUCUGGUUCUCGCCUCUGUGGUGCCUUGUCUGAUAGCAUACGUGGUUUAUACCGAACCGUUCCCCCAUGACGUGGCCGACAGCCCAUGGACGAUCAGACUGGCUGCGUAUAGCGUGAUGAUCAAGUUUAUGGCGACCCCGUUGAUACCUACGCGGAUUAACGACUGGCUUGACGAGCGAUACAGAGCAAACCAGCGGGCAGCCGGGUUUGGGUACCGAGACGAGCUGUUUGACGGGGUACAAGUCCGGAUACUUAACGCGCAUCCGGCGGGAGGAAAGACCGAUAAGCGGCCGGCCAUCGUCUUCUAUCACGGCGGAGGGUGGAUCAUGGGUGACACUGAUAUGUACCACCCAUUGACGUCGCAGUUGGCAAAGGAACUGAAUGCUGUGGUGCUUUCAGUCGAAUACAGACUGGCGCCCCAAAACCCGUUUCCCGCACCGCUAGACGACUGCACAGUUGCUACGGUCUGGUUCCUGAAGCACCUCAGCAAAUACAGUGUCGAUCCUACCAGGGUUGCCUUAAUGGGCGACAGCGCCGGAGGGAACCUGGCUGCAGUGGUGGCACAACGUUUGACCUUUGACCCAGAGUACCGAGAUCUGCCCAAGCCUAAGCUGCAAGUCUUAAUCUAUCCAGCCUUGCAAGCCUUCGACUUUAACACCCCCUCCUACCAAAGGAAUGGCAACUACUGGGUGCUGCUCAACAAGCCCCUGAUGACCAUGGUGUGGGACAGUUACCUUCGUGGCAAAGAUGCCGGGCCGAAUUUGCAAGACGCAAUGCAGGCAAACAUGCACACCUCUGCGGCCGCAAAAAGGUCCCCACUAGCCCAAAAGUGCCUGUCCCACGAUCUCAUCCCGUUUAAGCAGGCUGACUACAAAGUGCCCUCCACCGACAUAGGGGAUGAAGACAUCUACAAUGAGAUCAAAGACGUCCUCUUGAAUCCAGACUUCGCUCCUCUCAUGCGAGAAGACCUGAGAGGUCUGCCAGAGGCUUACAUCCUGACAGCCGGGUACGACGUCUUGAGGGAUGACGGCAUCAUGUACGCCAAGCGUCUUGAGAAGGCGGGAGUGCCAGUAACACUGAAGGAUUAUCGACGAGGUUUCCAUGGUAUGUUCGGCACCGGGCCCAGUUGCCCGUUAGUUUGCACACCUAUGGUCGAAGAGAGCUUCUGGCAUUUCAUUGCGUACGCAAAGCAACGUCUUUGAAUGGAUUGUCUUUAUCAGUGGUUUACUUAACUUGAUUCUAGCUCUUCUCAUCAGUGUUUUUUUUUUUCACUUUCCGUAAUUUAGAGUUGUUGGCCUUUAUCAGACUCUGUAGUAAGUACUCCACAAAGCUAAUAUCGUACCUUUUCAUUCUUCUUUGCCGCUCAAGCUUUGUGUGAUUUUAUAUCUAUUGUUUUAUUGCUGCCUAACAAUAAACACCUUUCCUAACACUUUCUUGAUGUCAGUUUGUAAACAUGUUUAAAUAUUAAACAUGUUUAGAGUUUUGAUGGAUAGUGUUUAAUAGCCAUUGUGGUUUAGGAAUUGGCCUAAACAACACAUUAGUGAUAACAAUAUUGUGUUUAAUUGCUAAACGCAGGUUGUAGCUCCCGUAUAAUGAUUAGUAACUAAACUAUAGAUAACGCACAAGUAGGAUUCCAAUAUUGAAAGUAAAAACCUUUUAACGUUUAGAAGUGCAUUCGCGCUCUUGUUUAGUAGUCUCGCUUUUUACUCAAAUGCAGUAAUGUAUAUGAAUAUAAAAUACAAUUUAUACACCAUUUGCGCAAUGGUUAAACUUUGUAAGUGCAUGAUUUGUUAACGUUUCGUCGUUUGUGUUUAUAUUGAAUACCUGUUAAUAUUGGAAAUCUGCAUAUGACAUCAACUAUAGCAUUUUCCUAGCGACAUAUUUCCCGGCCUUCAACUGGAAGUUAUAAGGCGAACCCGCUUGCUUGACUAAGCAUGCCGUGCAACUGGUUUGUACACUGCAAAAACUGUAGUGUUAAUUUAACACCAUUCGGUAUCUAUAUAGGACAACACCAGUAAAAUUUAACACCAGAUGGUCCUAUAUAGAUACCAACAGUGUAAAUUUAACACUGCAGUUUUUGCAGUGUAUGAGCGUUAAAGCAUCCGUGGUUAAAGCAUCAUCCAUGGCGAGACAGACCUUGAUUGACGAGUGUAAAUUUGCUGUCUAGUCUCUUAUCUACACGAGAUUUAUACACGAGAUUGUGAUUGUUAAAUAAUAAUAUUCUACAUGAU